CCCUAACCUUAACCACACUGCUAACGUUAUGCCCAACACUAGCCUUAAAUUCAGACCAAAAAUCACAUUUUUGUUUCACGAAUUUUUACGAUAUAGCCAAUUAUGACUUUUUGGCUUUGGUAACUAGUGGAAUCCCUCUAACUCACUCACACGGUCAGUAUCUGUCGGAGAGAGUCGCUUUCAGCAGAACCGACUGUUGUGUCUGUGGGAUUCAUUUCAAUGAUGAGCUACAGACAGACACGCUUUCCUGCAUCUCCCAUUCUCUAUCUAACUGCAGUAUAUUCGUGUAUUUGCAAGCUUGCUGUGGAUUCUAUCAUACUGUUGAGUCUUCUACGGGUGUAGUCAGAGGCAACGGAACGCCUGAACUAAACGAGCCGCUGAAGUCUCAUCUCGGCGGGGGUCGCAUUUUGUAUAGUACCCCAAAGAACCCCCCCAAAAAACAAAGAAAUAUGGAGAAGUUGGAAAAUGGAAACAGAUCAGAGGAAAAGUGUGAAUCUCACGAGGAGGAAGAGUUGGACCCCAGGAUCCAGGGGGAGUUGGAGAAGUUGAACCAGUCUACAGAUGACAUCAACCGCUGGGAGACAGAGCUGGAGGACUGUCGCCAGAGGUUCCGUGCGGUGCUGGUAGAAGCCACAGUGAAGCUGGAUGAGCAGGUGAAGAGAAUCGGCAGAGCUGUAGAAGACUCCAAACCUUACUGGGAGGCCAGGAGAGUGGCUAGACAGGCCCAGCUGGAGGCCCAGAGGGUGACGGGGGAGUUUCAGAGGGCGGUGGAGAUCCUGGGGGCGGCUAAAGAGACCAUCGCCCUGGCAGAGGAGAGACUCCUGGAGGAGGACAGCAGACAGUUUGAUUCAGCCUGGCAGGAGAUGCUCAACCACGCCACCAACAGGGUGAUGGAGGCGGAGACGGCGAGGACUCGUAGCGAAUUAGAGCACCGAAAGACGGCGAACCACUACAACGCCUGCAUCAGUCAUAUGAGACAGCUGGAGAAGAAACUAAAACGCACCAUCAACAAGUCCAGGCCAUAUUUUGAACUGAAGGCAAAAUACUACCUACAACUUGAGCAACUAAGACGACAUGUAGACAAGUUUCAGGCCAAGCUGACCGUUGCCAAGGCAGACUACCGCACAACGCUGCAUCACCUAGAGACCAUCUCCGAGGAGAUCCACUCCCGGCGACACUCCAUCACCAUGGGAACCAGAGGGAGGGGCGUGGGGGCUGAGGGGGAGGGGGGAAAUGAGGACAUCACCAACUUCAAGAUGGAGUCAGACGGACUGUCCUUGGCAUCUGUGACGUUUGAUGAAGGCGGUAACUGUGGUGGAUCAGAGGAAGAGACAAAAACACACUCCACUUCCACUCCCCUCGAUAUGCCCUCCUCUUCUCUCCAUCCCUACCCCUCCACCCCUCUGGACCUGCCCUCCUCCUCAUUCUCCACCCCCUCUGCCUACCUCUCCCCCUGCCCAUCCCUUAUGUCCUCGUCCUGUCCCAGUGCCAUGGAGGGACACAGUCCAGGCGGCUGGCUAAGCCCAGAGUGGAGGUGUGGUUCUCCUCUCCUCGGUCCACGCUCUCAGUGCAGUGGAGCCUCCUCCCCAGACUGCGACCAGGAAAGAGGUGUGUGUGUAUGUGUUUUUCCGGUGACUUUGUGUCUAUAAAUGUGUUAACUGUUU
Messenger RNA from Oncorhynchus keta (chum salmon), 1664 nucleotides. Its product is annotated as SH3 domain-binding protein 5-like. Gene Ontology annotation, biological process: intracellular signal transduction; negative regulation of protein tyrosine kinase activity. Gene Ontology annotation, molecular function: protein kinase inhibitor activity. Gene Ontology annotation, cellular component: cytoplasm. Lineage: Eukaryota; Metazoa; Chordata; Actinopteri; Salmoniformes; Salmonidae. The coding region runs from base 450 to 1649 and encodes 399 amino acids. The record is from RefSeq and is a predicted model, not a curated record. The transcript is spliced from 8 exons.